AUGGAGGAGGCCCGGCACUGGCUCCCGGCGGCGGCGGCGGCGGCGCUGCUGCUGACCGUGUGGGGCGCGGCGGGCGUGGAGGUGCGCAACUGGGGAGGGGACAUCGCCACGAAUUGCGCGGAAUUUGUGACGGUCAGGAGCGCCGACGACAUCGUGGAGGUGGUGAGGGACGGCGAGUCGUACCCGGCGCCCGUGCGGGCCCUGGGGUCCCGGCACUCCAACACGAAGGUGAUCAUGGCGGACGGAGGCACUGUGGUGAACAUGAGGAAGAUGAACGCAAUCCUUGGCCACGACGAGUCCAAAUUGACUGUCACAGUGGAGGCAGGGGCGCUGUACAUAGAUGUGUCGGAGUACUUGCAGAAGCACGGCCUCAUGCAUUACGUGAACACCGAGUUCGGCAGCAUAUCCUCAGGCGCGGCCGCCGUGGCGCACACCAAGGACGCGGCCUUCGUGGGGGAGCACGGGCAGAUCAGCUCGUACGUGGUGGGCGUGAAAAUCGUGACGGCUGACGGCGACAAGAUGACAAUAGACGAGGACAACCACCCGGAGCUGCUGCGCGCAGUGCGCUCCUCCUACGGCCUUCUGGGAAUCGUAUACGAAGUCACCUUCCGCGUCCGGCCCCUGGAGCUCAUCAUGCUGUGGCAUCGCACCUACACCCUGGACGACUUCUUGUCCAAACUGGAUGACAUCCGCUCCUCGGGGACCAGCGUCAUGAUCUACUACUACCCCUACGAGGACAAGAUGACGGUGGAAUUCAGGGCCUAUCACAACAACCCCGCCGUGAACGCCUCGGAGCCCAAUUUCCUCCUGUCGGGCAAACCCCUCUCCUGGUGGGCAUCCCUGCAGUUCAGGGUUCGCAACGGCUUCUGGGGCGGCGUGGGGCCCGUCUUCGGCCGCUUCAUCAACCAAAUGGCCGCCGCGCCCGAGUGGCUGACAAACGGCAUGGCAUCCGCCUUCAGCGCCUUCCUCGGCCUGGCCGGGCCGUUCAUGAGCGGCGGCAUCAACUAUCCCCCCGCCCAGAUGCACCGCUACCCCGACGACACCCCGCAGGGCCAGAAGAUCGCGUUUUCACUCUUUUCCUUCCCCGCUCACACUUUCCCGGACGCCCUGCGCGCCUACUACGCCUUCUGCCAGGACCACCUCAGGAGGACCGGCUGGAGGACCAGCCUGCCGCACGUGGGGUACCGCCUGUACCGCGACCACAGCUCCCUUCUCUCUCACUCCACGGAAGACGAGUCCCUGAGCUUCGACCCCGUAACUGUGCCCGACGAAGGCUGGUAUUCCUUUUUGGAGGAGUACAACGAGUUCUGCGCACAAUGGGGGGGCACGCCGCUGCUGAACCAGACCCCGCACCUUAAGGCCCGGCACGUGCAGGCGCAGGAGGCGUACGGGAAGGCCCUGCCGCAGUUCAGGGAGGUUAGGAGGAGGAUGGACCCUCAGGGGCGGUUCCUGACGCCGCACCUGAGAGACCUGCUGGGGCUGUAG
Molecule: messenger RNA, 1485 nt
Organism: Ostreobium quekettii
Lineage: Eukaryota; Viridiplantae; Chlorophyta; Ulvophyceae; Bryopsidales; Ostreobiaceae
Source: the annotation of a GenBank genome assembly